Gossypium raimondii (Peruvian cotton) is the source of this 1008-nucleotide messenger RNA. Its product is annotated as receptor-like protein 9DC1. The transcript has 2 exons. Bases 1 to 1008 code for a protein of 335 amino acids. Gene Ontology annotation, molecular function: protein binding. The record is from RefSeq and is a predicted model, not a curated record. NCBI's taxonomy places the organism in Eukaryota, Viridiplantae, Streptophyta, Magnoliopsida, Malvales, Malvaceae.
AUGACUAAGGCAACCUCCUGGAUGGAAGGGACAAAUUGUUGUCUGUGGGAUGGGGUUAAUUGUGAUACCGAAACAGGGAAUGUGAUUGCCCUUGAUCUUACCUUCAGCUGCCUUGUUGGUCCUCUCCAAUCUAACAGCACCCUCUUCCUUCUAUCCCAUCUCCGUCAGCUUAACCUUGCUGGGAAUAAUUUCAACAUGUCCCCGAUGGCAUCCCAGUUUGGCCAGUUGACUAGUUUGACCCAUCUAAACAUCUCUGGUUCAGGAUUUAGUGGUAAAAUCCCCCUUGCAAUCUCACACCUUUCUGAACUGUUGUCCGGUAAUUAUGGUUUGAUCUUUGAAGCGCAUGUCUUUGAAAAUGUCGAGAAAACCUUGACGCAACUAAGACACCUUCAUCUCUCAAAUAUCGAUAUGUCUUCAGUUGUGCCUACCUCUUUCCGUAACAUGUCUUCUGACAUAACAACUCGUAUCCUUGAGGAGAAUGGACUUCAAGGAAAGUUCCCCGAAGAUGUUUUCCACUUUCCAUACCUGCAGAAGUUCCACUUUGCAAUAUUUCUUCGAGAAUCCGGGCAGGAACAGGAACUAGAACUCAAGUUCCCAAAGACAAAUUGGAGUGGUCCCCUGAAGUCAUUGCAAGUCCGACGUGCAUAUUUGCAGGAACUACCUGAUUCAAUUGGCGAUCUUAGAUCUUUGGAGAUAUUGGAUCUUCACCUUUUCAACCUCACUCAAGUUCAGUUUCUAGAUUUUUCUGGAAACAAGUUGGUGGGUUCCCUUCCAUCAAAAGUGAGUGGGCUUUCACAACUUAGAAUUCUACGCCUUCAUCACAACUUUCUCAGUUACAGGGUACUAUCCUGGUUGUUCACUCUUCCAUCUUUAGUUCAGUUAAGGCUCAAUAGUAACAAGCUGAACGGCAAUUUUGAAUUGGACAAACUAUCAGACGGCAGCAAACUUUAUUGGAAAUUGGCCAACCAUGCUGCUGUUACAUUUUGUGUUGAAGUGCAUGCAGCUUGA